CAACAGUCCCGCCCCUCCUCCGUGAGACCUUGGGUUCCAGAAAGAAGUUUCCCAUUCAUUUCUCCCACUGACGUCUGGAAAAAUCCGUAUAUAAAGGGUUUUAGACCAUGCCUUAGGCUAACCAGCUACCACGUGACUCAUAAACAUACAACAUACAAUUUCGAGUGAAAAAACAAACAGAAAAUCCAAUAAAAAAGUCAAAGGUACACGACUGUGGACAUCUUUUCAUUAUCGAACGAAGGAACUACUCAUCCCAUAAACCACCGCGCACUUGAACGUGGCUAUAUUUGAGACUCGACUUUAAAAGUGAUAUAGGGACACCUUGUGGUUAAGCAGGGAACUGCACACUGCUUUUGGACGAAGGACGUCGUAACAAGCUUGAAGAACCGUAGAAGUUUUAAACCAGAAAUGGCAACACAGGAGGAAUUCUUCUCGGGCAUUCCGAAGAUCCCAUACUUACCGAGUGCUGGGCCUGGAGAUGUCAUGUGCUUCAAACACUACAAUGCAGAAGAGGUGCUGAUGGGGAGGAAGAUGGCUGACUGGCUGAGGUUUUCAGUCUGCUACUGGCACACCUUCUGUGGCACUGGAGCUGAUCCUUUUGGGUCUCCGACCCUCCACCGGCCCUGGAAUGAAGGAACUCCUAUGGAAUCAGCCAAAAAGCGACUCAGGGCUGCUUUUGAGUUUUUCACCAAGCUUGGUAUGAAAUACUACACAUUUCAUGACAGGGAUAUGGCUCCUGAGGGCUCCACUCUGGAGGAGUCCAACAGGAAUCUGGAUGAAAUAACAGACCUGGCUCUCCAGCUGCAGAACCAGACUGGAAUCAAGGUGCUGUGGGUCACCUGCAAUCUCUUUGCCCACCCAAGGUACAUGAAUGGGGCAGCCACCAACCCUGACUGUCAUGUUCUGGCCUACGCCGGCGCUCAGGUUAAGAAGGGGCUUGAUACUGCCAAGAAGCUGGGUGCAGAAAAUUUUGUGUUUUGGGGAGGAAGGGAAGGUUUCCUUUCAUUGCACAAUACUGAUGUUGCUGCUGAACUGAAGCACAUGGCCAACUUCUUCAAAAUGGCUGUCAAGUACAAGGAGAAGAUUGGGUUGAAGUGUCAGUUUCUUAUUGAACCUAAGCCUAAGGAGCCCUGCAAGCACCAGUAUGACUAUGAUGCAAUGAGUGUCAUAGGAUUCCUUAAGCAUUAUGGUCUGGAGAAUCACUUUAAGUUGAACAUCGAGCCCAACCACACCACCCUGGCAGGACACUCAUACGAACAUGAUGUUGUCAUGGCUUCUGCCUUUGGCAUGCUGGGUUCAGUUGACUCAAACACUGGCUCUCCAGACCUGGGCUGGGACACAGACCAGUUCCCCAUGGACAUCAGGAACACCACCUUGGUCAUGAAGACCAUCGUUGAACAAGGUGGUCUGCAGCCAGGAGGCCUGAACUUUGAUGCUAAGGUGCGCCGGGAGUCCACAGACCUGGAGGACCUGUUCAUAGCUCACAUCGGAGCCAUGGACUCCUUUGCAAGAGGACUCAGAAAUGCUGUUUGCAUCAUUGAAGAUGGGCUAAUCGCUGGUAUGGUGAAGGAGCGAUACUCAAGCUACAGCCAUGGCAUUGGAAAGAAAGUGGAGGAAGGUUCCGCCUCCUUGGAGGAAAUGGAGGCCUUCAUCAAGCAGAACGGGGAGCCCAAAGUAACUUCAGGGAAGCAAGAAAAACAUGAAUGCAUUUUUAAUCACUACAUAUAAUAAAAACAUCCCUCUCCUAUGUCAGCUAGGACUAACCUUUGACAGAGAUAGAAGCUGUUCUACGUGGUGAAACACAUCAGUGUCAAACAGAGUGUCAGAAAGGUAGAGAACUUUAUUCAACCCACUGGGAACUACAAAAUCACCCACGAGGAUGUUGAAAACUGCAAGCAAAAAGCUGAAAUGUUAAAGUAGACAGACUGACUGAGUUUCAGUAUGUAUUUGUAGUACUAUUGACAUAUCCUCUAGUGUUUUUCAUACGCUGAGAGGAAAUAUUCAUAUUAGAUGAGGAUUACUGUUCACUGUGCAAUAAAACACACUCACAAUGCAGCUAACUCGUCUUCAUGUUUAUCUUUCCACGAUCCAGUCCACUCAGAUAUUAACUAUUGAAUAAUUAAAAAUGAUAAAUUUAAUGUUAUUGUAUUUUAUUGUAAGAGAUAAUAUUUCUUAUUUACAUAGUGUCUUAAAUCUUUGUAUAAGCUGCAACAGAAAAGAAUGAAGAAAGCCAAAUAAAAAAAGAGUAACUACUGUG
Messenger RNA from Etheostoma spectabile (orangethroat darter), 2257 nucleotides. RefSeq names its product xylose isomerase. The transcript is spliced from 14 exons. Gene Ontology annotation, biological process: carbohydrate metabolic process. The record is from RefSeq and is a predicted model, not a curated record. The coding region runs from base 409 to 1728 and encodes 439 amino acids. Gene Ontology annotation, molecular function: xylose isomerase activity. NCBI's taxonomy places the organism in Eukaryota, Metazoa, Chordata, Actinopteri, Perciformes, Percidae.